AUGUCAACGGCCAACGGCUCGGCGCCGAACGGCGCGGCGGCGAAGAAGCCCAACGGGAAGCAGGAGAUCAAGAUCCUCAUGCUUCAUGGAUACACCCAAUCGGGCCCCCUCUUCCGCUCAAAGACCCGCGCCCUCGAGAAGCUCAUCGCAAAGUCCCUGGGCCCCUUCAACAUCGCCCCCACGCUCACCUACCCCACGGGCCCCUCCAAGCUCUCUCCGCGCGACAUCCCCGGCUUCGUCCCGGACGAGUCGGGCGGGGACCAGGACCAGGACAUCGACGCCUGGUCCUGGUGGCGUAAGGACGAGGCCUCGGGCUCCUACCGCUUCCUCGCCGAGGGGGUCUCCGCCGUCGCUGACGCCGUCCGCGAGGCCGGCGGCGAUGUCGACGGCGUGCUGGGCUUCAGCCAGGGCGGCGCCUUCGCCGCCCUGCUGGCCGCCAUGCUCGAGACGCCGCACCGUGACGAGGCGAAAAUCCCCGAGGACCUGCGGUCCGCGGUGCGCGCGCUGCGGGAGGCCAACGGCGGCCGGCCGUUCAAGUUCGCCGUCAUCUACUCGGGCUUCUUCGCGCCGCCCGACGAGCUGCGGUGGGCCUACGAGCCCCGGAUCACGACGCCCACGCUGCACUUCCUCGGCAGCCUCGACACCGUCGUAGAGGAGUCGCGGAGCCGGGGGUUGGUCGACAGGUGCGAGGACCCGUUGGUGGUCGUCCACCCCGGCGGCCACUACGUGCCCAUCACCAAGGAGUGGGCGAUGCCGCUGAUCGGCUUCAUCAAGAAGAUCGCCGAUGAGGAGAAGGCGAAGAGCAACAUCUAA
Messenger RNA from Colletotrichum higginsianum IMI 349063, 813 nucleotides. Its product is annotated as Serine hydrolase. Gene Ontology annotation, cellular component: cytoplasm; nucleus. The coding region runs from base 1 to 813 and encodes 270 amino acids. The transcript has 2 exons. The record is from RefSeq and is a predicted model, not a curated record. NCBI's taxonomy places the organism in Eukaryota, Fungi, Ascomycota, Sordariomycetes, Glomerellales, Glomerellaceae.